Messenger RNA from Leishmania mexicana MHOM/GT/2001/U1103, 2346 nucleotides. RefSeq lists its product as hypothetical. NCBI's taxonomy places the organism in Eukaryota, Euglenozoa, Kinetoplastea, Trypanosomatida, Trypanosomatidae. The transcript has a single exon. Gene Ontology annotation, molecular function: protein binding. The coding region runs from base 1 to 2346 and encodes 781 amino acids. The record is from RefSeq and is a predicted model, not a curated record.
AUGCUGUUCUGCGUACACCGCAUUCCAUAUGGCUCUCCCUAUCUUGUGUCGCUUUGCCACAACCCACUUCCCUUUUCUCCCACCUGUGCGUGCAAGCUCAUCGCGUGCGUGUGCCGCACGGUCUUUCCGAAAGGAAACGGCGGGCCCCAUGUCCUCCGCCUAUUGGGAGCGACUGUCCUCUCUCCUCCCUUUGUAACCCCGCACGAAGGACGUGCGCGUGGCCUGAUACGUUUGUUCGUGCCUUCGCUGCUGCUCGUCUCGCUCUUCAUGCACCGCUCUACACACGGCUCCUCUCGUUCCUCGUGUGCUCGAAACUCAGCACUCGCCGACGUGCCAGCUUCGACAACGGUGGCCCACGCGCGACGCAUUUCAGAAACCUACCCGCGACUCGUUUCUCCUUCCAUGAAGCUCCCAGAGCUGCGGGCGCCAGCGCCGAUCCUGGGUAGCGGCAAUGCGAACGCAAGCGCGAACGUGCCGGAAUGCAGCAGAGUCCUUGACGAUACGCGGUGUGCGAUCCGAAAGACACCCCGUGAGGCGGUGUUUCCGGCUGCAGAGGAUCGGCUGUGCCUUCCCUUCUCACUGGAGCCCAUCAAGUUUACCGUACAACCCUUCACUUCGAGCAAGUUGCUCAGCAGUGACGAUACCUCGACGCUGGUUCUAAAGAAAGACGUGGCAGAGCUCCAAAAGGAGUCCCAUCUCUGCCACACCUGCACCGUGGAGUCGCUGCUGACGCGGCAGCGGUACGUCGAUGUGUACUUUGUCGCCUCUUCCCUUCUCACAGUCGGCAAUCGUGCGGCGAAGAUGGACGCAGGGGAAGAAAAAAGUCGCCUGCACCUUCUCAGCCACCGCUGCCUCUGCAGCUAUGCCUUACUACGGUUCAAAGAGUGCUGCGAGGACGGCAUGACUUCUCUGGCACUUUACCGACACUUGCAACACGACAACAGCUUCUCGUCGCUCGACAUGCCUGAUGAGGUGCUGCAUAGCCGUGUCGCACAGGCACUGCUAGGCGCGCUUGUCAUGCGCGAGUUGUACAGCGAUGCGGCAGUGCUGCUGGAGAGUGUGCCGCCUGUCCUCGACACCUUAGGCGAUACGACGUCCAAAGAGUUCUUAGGCAUACCACCGCCGCCGCUGCUCUUCGCAACAACACGACAAGAUGCCCUAUCGUCUUUGGCGUCUUUUCGCCAAUGCGUUGCCGCGCGGCGUUGGGUCAUGGCCGCGCAGAUCAUCGACGGUAGUACCACCGCACAGAGCUGGGUGCAGGCGACUCCGUUGUGUGCCAUGCUUGCUUUCGUACGACUCGAGAUGGACGACCCGAAGGCGGCCCGAGCACUGCUGCUGCCCUACCUCGCUUCUCUCCCUGAGCCGCCGUCGUGGGAGACGCUCUCUGCGGCGCCCGUCGAGCAUGCGCAGCUCUGGGGCGAUUUCACCUCUCACUAUGUCUUCUCUACGACUCUGCUCGCCAAGGCUUCGUUCAUGUCUGGCAGCACGUACCUCAACAUCUCCGCGGCUCUGCUGCAGCGUGCACUGAGGCUGAGCCCCUCUUACGCGCCGGCACGCUUGUUCGCCGAGUUUGUGCUCUCAUUUGAGGCACAGCAGCAGCACGUCGACGCUGCCGUGUCUUCUAGCGACUACCCAAAGGCGUUGUCGGUGACGGCCGAGAUGCUGCGCAUGCCGGAGGUCACAAGGCUUGUGCACGCGGAGCUCUAUCUGGUGCGCACCCAGGCCCAGUGGAUGAUCGGGCAACCGCUGGAGGUGGUGGACGAAGCCUCGCGGUGCGUGCAGUGUGACCCGCAAUGUGCACUCGCGUUUCGGCUACGGGCCGAUGCCUUUGCGAUGAUGAGCCGAGAGACUGAGGCGGCUGCGGACCUCGUCAUGGCGAAGCAUCUGAACGCGAGGGUCGGCGCUCUCUUUGAUGAGCUGCGGGUGCAGCGCUCACGCUACAGCGCAGCACAGCUGGAAGCAGAGGCAAAGAGGAACUCCGUUCCGGUAUUCAAAUCGUUCUCAUCAGCCUCAGCACCGCUGCGCUCGCCACCGUCGGAGAGCUUCGGCGGGUGCCCCCGCCGAUCGGGUGCCAAGGCGCGCAGGCUCACCAACGCGGAUCUUCAGCCGUCGCUGCGAACGCACUACGACGUCCUGGGAGUCUCUAACAACGCCUCCGAGGCUGAAAUCCGAAGGCGCUAUCACCGACUCACCCUUCAGCUGCACCCCGACCGGCUCGUUGGUGCAGCGGAGAGCGAUCGACGAUCCGCACUCGAGGCAUUUCAGCUUGUGGGAAACGCCUACAGCGUUCUCACGGACACGCAGCUCCGGGCCGUCUACGAUGCCGGACUGCCCAGCCUCCAUUAA